GCCAACGCCAACGGCAAUGGCAACGUGGCGUUCCUGAGCCCCGAGGAGAAGCAGAAGAUGCUGGAGGAGCGCAGCCGCCGCUGGGCCAAGAUGAACGCCAAGCGCUACGGCGAGAAGCGCAAGUUCGGCUUCGUCGAGUCCGUCAAGGACGACAUGCCCCCCGAGCACGUGCGCAAGAUCAUCAAGGACCACGGCGACAUGAGCAGCAAGAAGUUCCGCCACGACAAGCGCGUGUACCUGGGCGCGCUCAAGUACGUGCCGCACGCCAUCUUCAAGCUGCUGGAGAACAUGCCCAUGCCCUGGGAGCAGGUCAAGGACGUCAAGGUGCUGUACCACAUCACGGGCGCCAUCACCUUCGUGAACGAGAUCCCGUGGGUCAUCGAGCCCGUGUACAUCGCCCAGUGGGGCACCAUGUGGAUCAUGAUGCGGCGCGAGAAGCGCGACCGCCGCCACUUCAAGCGCAUGCGCUUCCCGCCCUUCGACGACGAGGAGCCGCCGCUCGACUACGGCGACAACAUCCUGGACAUCGAGCCCUCGGAGAGCAUCACCAUGGAGCUGGACGAGGAGGACGACGAGGCCGUGAUCGAGUGGCUCUACGACUCCAAGCCGCUCGUGGACUCCAAGUUCGUCAACGGCCCGAGCUACCGCAAGUGGCGCCUGCCCGUGCCGAUCAUGGCCAACCUGCACCGCCUCGCUGGCCAGCUCAUGAGCGACCUGAUCGACCCCAACUACGAGUACCUGUUCGACAAGAAGUCGUUCUUCACGGCCAAGGCGCUGAAUGUAGCCAUCCCCGGCGGCCCCAAGUUCGAGCCGCUGUACCGCGACCUGGACGAGGACGACGAGGACUGGAACGAGUUCAACGACAUCAACAAGAUCAUCAUCCGCCACCAGAUCCGCACCGAGUACAAGGUGGCCUUCCCCUUCCUGUACAACAGUCGACCGCGCUCGGUGCACAUCCAGCCGUACCACACGCCCGUGCUGUGCUACAUCAAGGCGGAGGACCCGGACCUGCCGGCGUUCUAUUUCGACCCGAUUGUGAACCCGAUCUCACACUUCCGCGUGAAUCGCUCUGGGAAGAAGGAAAAUGGUGCCAAGGAAGAGGAGGAAGAGGAUGAUGACGACGACGACGAGUUCCAGCUGCCCAUGGGGUUCGACCCUCUUCUCACGGACGAGCCGCUGUACACCCCGGAGACGGCCAACGGUAUCGCUCUGUACUGGGCGCCGCGCCCGUUUAACUUGCGUACAGGUCGUACGCGCCGUGCCAUUGACGUGCCGCUUGUGAACAAGUGGUUCCAGGAGCACUGCCCCCAGGGUCAGCCGGUGAAGGUUCGUGUCAGCUACCAGAAACUGCUCAAGUGCUGGGUGUUGAACGCGCUGCACCACCGCCCUCCGAAGGCUCUGAACAAGCGCUACUUGUUCAAGUCGCUCAAGUCGACCAAGUUCUUCCAGAGCACGGAACUGGAUUGGGUCGAAGCUGGUCUGCAGGUCUGUCGCCAGGGAUACAACAUGCUGAACCUGCUGAUUCACCGCAAGAACCUGAACUACCUUCACUUGGACUACAAUUUCAACCUGAAGCCCAUCAAGACUCUUACCACGAAAGAGCGCAAAAAGUCGCGUUUCGGUAACGCCUUCCACUUGACGCGAGAGAUUCUGCGUCUGACGAAGUUGAUUGUGGAUGCUCACGUCCAGUACCGAUUGGGCAACGUUGACGCGUUCCAGCUUGCUGAUGGACUCCAGUACAUUUUUGCCCACGUUGGUCAGCUGACAGGCAUGUACAGAUACAAGUACCGUUUGAUGCGCCAGGUCCGCAUGUGCAAGGACUUGAAGCACUUGAUCUACUACCGGUUCAACACUGGACCGGUGGGCAAGGGACCUGGAUGUGGUUUCUGGGCUCCUGGCUGGCGUGUGUGGCUGUUCUUCCUGCGAGGUAUUGUGCCGCUGCUUGAGCGGUGGCUUGGAAACUUGCUGGCGCGGCAGUUUGAGGGUCGCCACUCGAAGGGUAUUGCAAAGACUGUCACCAAGCAGCGUGUGGAAAGCCACUUUGACCUGGAACUUCGUGCCGCAGUGAUGCACGACAUUCUUGACAUGAUGCCGGAAGGCGUGAAGGUGAACAAGUCGCGUACGAUCAUGGCACAUCUCAGUGAAGCAUGGCGCUGUUGGAAGGCGAACAUCCCCUGGAAGGUGCCGGGCCUGCCUGCUCCUAUUGAGAACAUGAUUCUUCGCUAUGUGAAGUCCAAGGCAGACUGGUGGACCAAUGUGGCGCACUACAACCGUGAGCGUAUCAAGCGCGGUGCUACUGUUGACAAGACCGUUUGUAAGAAAAAUUUGGGCCGACUGACCCGACUGUGGCUGAAGGCGGAGCAAGAGCGUCAGCACAACUACCUCAAGGAUGGUCCCUAUGUAUCGGCUGAGGAGGCCGUAGCGGUGUACACGACGACCGUGCACUGGCUGGAAAGCCGCAAGUUCGCGCCUAUUCCGUUCCCGCCACUUUCGUACAAGCACGACACCAAGCUUCUCAUUCUUGCGUUGGAGCGGCUGAAGGAGAACUACUCCGUGAACAAUAGGUUGAACCAGACCCAACGUGAAGAGCUCGGACUGAUUGAGCAGGCAUACGACAAUCCUCAUGAAGCGCUGUCCCGUAUCAAGCGACACUUGCUUACCCAGCGAGCUUUCAAGGAAGUGCACAUUGAGUUCAUGGAUCUGUACAGUCACUUGAUCCCGGUGUACGACAUUGAACCGCUGGAGAAGAUCACAGAUGCGUACCUUGACCAGUACUUGUGGUAUGAAGCUGAUAAGCGCCACCUCUUCCCGUGCUGGAUUAAGCCCAGCGACUCUGAACCACCCCCGCUGCUUGUUUACAAGUGGUGCCAAGGAGUCAACAAUUUGCACAAGGUUUGGGACACAUCUGAGGAGGAGUGCGUGGUGAUGCUUGCGUCCAAGCUCGAAAAGGUUUACGAGAAGAUCGACUUGACGCUGUUGAACAGGCUGCUGAGAUUGAUUCUGGACCACAAUAUCGCCGACUACAUGACUGCGAAGAACAACAUUGUCAUCGCGUACAAGGACAUGAUGCACACGAACUCAUACGGUCUCAUCCGUGGACUGCAGUUUGGCUCCUUCAUCUUCCAGUACUAUGGUUUGAUUUUGGAUCUGCUGCUGCUGGGUCUGACCCGUGCUACUGAAAUCGCUGGUCCACCCGAGCUCCCGAAUGAGUACCUGUCGUUCAAGGAUACUGCAACGGAGACACGGCACCCGAUUCGCUUGUACACGCGCUACAUCGACAAGAUCUACGUGUUGUUCCGAUUCGACGCGGACGAUUCUCGUGACCUGAUUCAGCGGUACUUGACAGAGCACCCGGAUCCGAACAACGAGAAUGUUGUUGGCUACAACAACAAGAAGUGCUGGCCUCGCGAUGCACGUAUGAGACUGAUGAAGCACGAUGUGAACCUCGGAAGGGCAACGUUCUGGGAUAUGAAGAACCGCUUGCCGCGAUCGAUGACUACGUUCGAGUGGGACAACAGUUUUGUAUCGGUGUAUUCGAAGGAUAACCCGAACUUGCUGUUCAACAUGUGCGGAUUCGAAGUGCGGAUUCUACCCAAGAUGCGUGCUGUUGAUGCCGAAUUCACGCACAAAGAUGGUGUGUGGAUCCUGCAAAACGAGACUACCAAGGAGCGCACAGCGCAGGCGUACCUCCGAGUGGAUGAUGAGUCAUUGCACUCGUUCGAGAACCGGAUUCGCCAGAUUUUGAUGUCUUCUGGUAGUACGACCUUCACGAAGGUUGCGAACAAGUGGAACUCGGCACUGAUCGGACUCAUGACAUACUACCGUGAGUCUGUUGUCCAGACUCAGGAGCUGCUAGACCUCCUUGUGAAGUGCGAGAACAAGAUUCAGACUCGUAUCAAGAUUGGAUUGAACUCGAAGAUGCCGUCCCGAUUCCCACCCGUCGUGUUUUACACGCCGAAGGAACUGGGUGGUCUCGGUAUGCUGUCGAUGGGCCACGUUCUGAUCCCCCAAUCUGACCUUCGCUACUCGAAGCAGACUGAUGGUGGUGGUGUGACGCAUUUCCGUUCGGGUAUGUCUCACGAAGAGGACCAGCUGAUCCCCAACUUGUUCCGCUACUUGCAGCCUUGGGAGUCAGAGUUCAUUGACUCGCAGCGUGUGUGGGCUGAGUACGCUUUGAAGCGACAGGAAGCUAAUGCUCAGAACCGUCGCUUGACGCUGGAGGAUCUGGAAGACUCGUGGGAUCGCGGUAUCCCGCGUAUUAAUACGUUGUUCCAAAAGGACCGUCACACACUCGCAUACGACAAGGGUUGGCGUGUACGGACAGGCUUCAAGUGUUACCAGGUGAUGCGCCAGAACCCUUUCUGGUGGACCCACCAACGGCACGAUGGUAAGCUGUGGAACCUGAACAACUACCGAACGGAUAUGAUUCAGGCGCUGGGUGGUGUUGAGGGUAUUCUCGAGCAUACGCUGUUCAAAGGCACGUACUUUCCCACGUGGGAAGGCUUGUUCUGGGAGAAGGCUUCCGGUUUUGAAGAGAGUAUGAAGUACAAGAAGCUGACGAAUGCGCAGCGGUCGGGUCUGAACCAGAUUCCCAACCGUCGCUUCACGUUGUGGUGGUCGCCGACGAUCAACCGCGCAAACGUAUAUGUCGGCUUCCAGGUGCAACUGGAUUUGACCGGUAUCUUCAUGCACGGCAAAAUCCCGACGCUCAAGAUCUCCUUGAUCCAGAUCUUCCGAGCUCACUUGUGGCAAAAGAUCCACGAAUCAUUGGUCAUGGACCUUGUUCAAGUGUUUGACCAGGAGCUGGAUGCCUUGGAGAUUGAGAAUGUUCAGAAGGAGACAAUCCACCCGCGGAAGUCGUACAAGAUGAACUCGUCGUGUGCUGAUGUUCUCCUCUUUGCUGCAUACAAGUGGCAAAUGGGACGGCCAACGCUGUUGCACGACACGAAGGACAGCUACGAUGGAUCGACUAGCACGAAGUACUGGAUUGAUGUGCAGCUUCGUUGGGGUGACUUUGACUCCCACGAUAUUGAGCGUUACGCGCGUGCCAAGUUCCUGGACUACACGACGGACAACAUGACGAUCUAUCCCUCUCCGACGGGUGUGCUGCUUGCGGUGGACCUUGCGUACAACCUGUACAGUGGUUAUGGCAACUGGUUCCCUGGCUGCAAGCCACUCAUGCAGCAGGCAAUGGCGAAGAUUAUGAAGGCAAACCCCGCCAUGUAUGUCCUGCGUGAACGUAUUCGCAAGGGUUUGCAGCUAUACUCUUCUGAGCCGACGGAGCCGUAUCUAUCGAGCCAGAACUACGGUGAACUGUUCUCCAACCAGAUCAUUUGGUUCGUUGACGACACGAACGUGUACCGAGUGACGAUCCACAAGACGUUCGAGGGUAACCUGACGACGAAGCCCAUCAACGGUGCCAUUUUCAUCUUCAACCCGCGCACUGGUCAGUUGUUCCUGAAGAUCAUUCACACGUCAGUGUGGGCAGGCCAGAAACGACUGGGUCAACUGGCGAAGUGGAAGACCGCCGAAGAAGUAGCAGCCCUUAUUCGAUCGCUGCCCGUUGAAGAGCAGCCGAAACAGAUCAUUGUGACGCGCAAUGGUAUGCUUGAUCCGCUGGAAGUGCACUUGUUGGACUUCCCGAACAUUGUCAUCAAGGGCAGUGAGCUCCAGCUGCCGUUCCAGGCGUGCUUGAAGGUUGAGAAGUUCGGCGACUUGAUCCUGAAGGCGACGGAGCCUCAGAUGGUUCUGUUCAACAUCUACGACGACUGGCUGAACACUAUCACGUCGUACACUGCAUUCUCCCGUUUGAUCUUGAUUCUGCGCGCGCUGCACGUAAGCAACGACCGUACCAAGAUCAUUCUGCGGCCUGAUGGAGAGACGACUACACAGCCACACCACAUUUGGCCGUCACUGACUGAUGAGCAGUGGCUGAAGGUGGAAGUGCAGUUGAAGGACCUGAUCUUGGGCGACUACGGCAAGAAGAACAACGUGAAUGUUGCCUCGCUGACCCAAUCGGAGAUCCGUGAUAUCAUUUUGGGUAUGGAGAUCUCGGCGCCGUCGCUCCAGCGGCAGCAGGUCGCGGAGAUCGAGCAGCAGGCGCGUGAGCAGAGCCAGCUUACGUCCGUGACGACGAAGACGGUGAACAAGCACGGUGAUGAGAUGGUGGUCACCACGACCAGCCAGUACGAGCAGCACUCGUUCGCGUCUAAGACCGACUGGCGCGUGCGUGCCAUCUCGGCGACCAACCUGCACCUGCGUACGAACCACAUCUACGUGUCGUCAGACGACAUCAAGGAGACCGGUUUCACAUACGUGCUGCCGAAGAACGUGCUGAACAAGUUCAUCACCGUGUCAGACCUGCGCACGCAGAUCUGCGGGCUCAUGUACGGUGUCAGUCCGCCUGACAACCCGCAGGUGAAGGAGAUCCGCUGCAUCGUGAUGCCGCCGCAACUCGGCACGCACCAGAGCGUGACGAUCCCGCUCCACCUGCCAGACCACGAGUACCUGGAGGGCAUGGAGGCGCUGGGCUGGAUCCACACGCAGCCGAACGAGCUGCCGAGCUUGCCGCCGCAGGACGUGACGUUCCACUCGAAGAUCAUGUCCGAGAACACCUCGUGGGACGGCGAGAAGAGCAUCAUCAUCACGUGCAGCUUCACCCCAGGUUCGUGCUCGCUGACGGCGUACAAGCUGACGCCUGGCGGCUACGAGUGGGGUCGGCAGAACAAGGACAGCGGCGCGAACCCUGCGGGCUUCGCGCCGACCCACUACGAGAAGGUGCAGAUGCUGCUGUCGGACCGCUUCAUGGGCUUCUACAUGGUGCCGGACGAAGACGUGUGGAACUACAACUUCAUGGGCGUCAAGCACAACACGGGCAUGAAGUACGACCUCAAGCUGGGCAACCCCAAGGAGUUCUACCACGAGAUCCACCGCAAGACGCACUUCAUGAACUUCAGCGCGCUCGAGGCCACGGACGAGGACGUGACCACCGUGGACGAGGAGCAGCAGAACGUCUUCGCAUGAGCCAACAGAUCGCCAAGCUUGCGGCCAAUGGCUCCAUCAGAUCCCCCCUCCGUAAAAAAUCUCCACCACAUUCAUCAGUAAUAAUGCAAUCGUCUUUGUCAUC
This is a messenger RNA of Phytophthora sojae, 7126 nucleotides long. RefSeq lists its product as hypothetical. NCBI's taxonomy places the organism in Eukaryota, Oomycota, Peronosporomycetes, Peronosporales, Peronosporaceae. Bases 58 to 7023 code for a protein of 2321 amino acids. Gene Ontology annotation, biological process: mRNA splicing, via spliceosome; spliceosomal tri-snRNP complex assembly. Gene Ontology annotation, molecular function: protein binding; U6 snRNA binding; U1 snRNA binding. Gene Ontology annotation, cellular component: U5 snRNP; catalytic step 2 spliceosome. The transcript is spliced from 3 exons. The record is from RefSeq and is a predicted model, not a curated record.